Molecule: messenger RNA, 3929 nt
Organism: Mya arenaria
Lineage: Eukaryota; Metazoa; Mollusca; Bivalvia; Myida; Myidae
Product: BMP and activin membrane-bound inhibitor homolog
Exons: 3
Coding region: 663-1352 (229 amino acids)
Source: RefSeq, a predicted model, not a curated record
UAUUGUCUUUGUUUCAUCAACCGAUCACUGACUGUAAAGUAAAUUACUCAAUAUUUCUCUGCUACAUUAAACAUAAUUUAAACAUUCUGGUUCAAAGUGAUUUUAGCGCCAGAGACAUAAAAUAGCCGGAUUUAUUGCUGUAUAAAUAAAUAAAUGGCAUUUUUCUAAUAAGUCAAAAAGACAUUUGACUGCAUAUAUAUAUACAUAUAACGUAACAAUAGAAAAGCGGAUAAAUUGUGAAACUGAAUAUUAUAGUCAGAGUUACGAUCCGACUGUACAACUGCCAUACUUAAUAAGAAUAGAGAUUGGAUUUUAUACACAGACUUUAUGGCUACUCUAGCCUAUAAUGAACUGUGGGCUUUUAAUGGAAAAUAAAUGAUUGUCAUACAAAUGUAUAUACUUUUUUGAUGAGAAAAUGAAAAGACUCCGAUCUAGUUAGAUAUUCGCUCACACAUGGAUUGCUAAAUAAAUUAAUAAUAACUAUCAAUAUCAGCUCAUUUGCUGGAUUGAAGUAUUACAAAAUUAUAUUUCUAAUUUAUGAUGAUGGAGCGAUUGUACUAAUUACUGUUGACUGAAAUCAAAGCGUGACGGAUGCUGUGAACAUUAGUUAUGUUUUAAUACCUUCAAGAUUCAAACGGAUUUGGACAGAAGCCACUCUGAACAUGGAUAUCAGGCUGGUCUUGGACAUGGUUUUCCUCUGGAUUCUCAGUUUCCCCAUCGUCAAAGGGAAGAUCAGGUGCGCGUGUAGUACGCUGGACUGUUACGCGGAGAGGCGGAAGUUCUGCGAGGCGGAUACGCAGUGUUAUGUGGAGAACCUCAGUUCCGUGGUAACACGUGGCUGCAUCGACGAUAAGACGCCCAUACUGUGUGACAACCGGAAGUCGACGAAACUGGCUCACCUUGACUUCCCCUUACUGUACUGCUGUAAGGAAGAAUUCUGUAACCGGAGGGUGGUGCCCACUGAACAGCCAUCUGUGGCACCCGAUCUCAAUCACUCCAACGACGAUGACGUCAAUCCUUACGUCAGAUACGAGUACGAGGACGAGGAAGAGAAGGAACGCCAGCCUUGUCAGAACACUUCUGAUUCCAAACUCAACCCUAUAUACAUCGCCGUGCCUAUAGCGGGUGUGUGCGUGUUGUUAGGUCUCAUAAUAUUCGCCAUGUACUUGUUACGGCGGCGUAACGAUAUGUAUGCUCAAUAUGACGCCUAUAGAUACCAGGAACACAUGGCAACACUCGCAAAUAAGCAGAACGAGGCGAAAAUGACUCAAAGUUGCGAAACCCCGAAUAGGUGUACGGACAGUGAACGGUCUUCUCAGGGAAGUGAAACAAAGUUAUUCCUGAAUAAGUGAAACUUUCAUUCGUCGCUAAUGUCUUGUUCAACGUGUAUACGACAUCAGUUGGUAAGUUGGAAAGCUGUUUCGGCUGGAGCUGAUACAAUUGUGUGGGCUGCAACUUCCCUUUUACUGUGCAAACUACGGUAGACUGCGCCUUGUACAGUGCGCACUAAGGUAGACUGCGCAUACCGUCUGCUGCAGUUCCCCUUGUACAGUGCGCACUAAGGUAGACUGCGCAUACCGUCUGCUGCAGUUCCCCUUGUAAAGUGCGCACUAAGGUAGACUGCGCAUACCGUCUGCUGCAGUUCCCCUUGUACAGUGCGCACUAAGAUAGACUGCGCAUACCGUCUGCUGCAGUUCCCCUUGAACAGCGCGCACUAAGAUAGACUGCGCAUACCGUCUGCUGCAGUUCCCAUUGUACAGUGCGCACUAAGGUAAACUGCGCAUACCGUCUGCUGCAGUUCCCUUUGUACUGUGCGCACUAAGGUAGACUGCGCAUACCGUAUGUUGGUGAAGGGUUCUCUUUGUAUAUCGCGAUGAUAUGACUUUUACUCGGACGAUUCGGCAUAUGGAUCGAUUGCAGAUAGAACCGGACAAAGGGGAGUUGUCUUUUAAUACAAAAUGAAUACAGCAAAGACAAAUAAGUCAGUUGCAAUUUUCAGAUUUCGAAGUAUUUGUGUCGAUAGGAAAGGCUUUUGAUGUUGGUGGUGGUUGUAAUGAAUGCAGACUAUAUGUAAAGCAUUAAGAGAACACUGUUUUAAACAUUUGCUGUGACUUAUUAUGGACAAUAAUUGUAAAUAAUUAUUAGAUUGGUAUAGCAAAAAGACCGCAUUCGCGUGUUAUUACAAAUGUGUAACCCAAGAACAAUGACGCGUAAAACCAUGGGCGUCGAAGUGGCUCAACAGUUACAUUACUAUAAUGGCAUUGAUAUAGCUGUAAUGUAUACAUGUUGUUGUAUUCCAAAGUAAAGAUACACGUGUAGAAUACAGUUGCAGAUAAACCUUCCGCGCCAAACUAUAGCUACAGCUGUUUAUUCACAGCAGUCGUUGAUAUUUUAGUUACAGCUGUAGCUAUAAAUUCACAGCUGUAGCCAUAUUUUGGGUUUUACUGGUGUCGAUACUUUCAUUUGUAAGCCACUGGAUACGUCAUAUUAAACUGACAACAUAUUUUACAAAGCAACCACGUAACGGCUUGGAAGGCUUGGCAGUUCUCGAGGACAUAUCCCGCACUAAGUCAUAUAGAAAGAACCAAGUGACAAGUCUUGAAACACGUUUCUAAAGUUUAAUAUUGUACAAUGGAAACAAUUAUUGAUUUAAUUAAGACCACGUUAUCAAAUAUACGACUUUUUCUCUUUUAUAUAAUGAGAUUUUUUGAUGGCAAACGUCGCUGUGACAUGUACUAUGGGAUCACGCGGUGUUUAGGCGGUUUCCUGCUCAGGGAAAUAUUCUAUUAUUCUGUUGUAUAUAAACCAUGAUUUCUUAUGAACAUAUUUAACGCAUUGUCCAUAAGCCCUUUGUUUUUGUGCUCGUUACAUUCAUCUACUGUUAUGGACUCACGUAGAUUUUGCAGACAACUCGUAGUGCCGAUGGUAUUAUCUGAAAUAAAACCUGAAUGUUUCAGCUAUAUGCCUAACUUGGUAAUAUCACGUGAUAACAUCGACUAGCCAAUCACGCAUAAGGAAUGAAUUCUACUAGGUAGACAUACCUAGUAAUCUUUUGGAAAAAUACGAAAAAUACGAUAAAUUCAUUGUUAACUAUUUGGUACUUCAGUUAGUAAGUUUCAAUGCAUUGUACACAUCGAUACCACGGGUAUGUCAGUUUUCGUCAAUUUUCUUUUUUUUUUUUCGCUAUUUCAUCAUAAGGAGUACAGCCCCUUUAAAGUAAUUUGUUGUAAACAUAUUCAUGAUUUUAAGAAAGAUAAAGAGAAAAGCUUGCUAUUUUUAUGGUGGCAUGUUACUGUCGUAUUAUAACCUGUCGAAUUGUUUUGACUUUAUUUUCGCGAUAAUUAUCCAACUGGUUAUCUACUUAUGAUUUUCGAAUUUCACUUAGUAACUGGUAACACGAAUCUUAUCUAGUUAACCAUUUUUAUGUUAGUUAUUAAGUGGAAUUCGCAUACCAUAACUAGUUAACCUGCUAGUCUUUUGACAUUAAUCUUACCGAAAACAGUUUCGCGAAUGUUAACUAGAUAGCUGGAUAAUUGUUGCGGAAAUUAACUGGUUGACAUAAAACAAAUCACGUACGUUAACGGCAUUUACGGCAGUUAUAUGCAACCAUAAUUCGUUGAUCAAAUCAUUUCAACAUAUUUUUUUACGAAAAUUAUUUCAGUUAUGUACUCAGUUUAGUUAUUUUACAAUUUAAUUUAACAACCAAUGAACCAUUUAGUAUAUCUAAUCAUUUUCGACCUCUUUUUGCAUUGUUUUAUCAUAUGUUAAUGAACAGUAAUGUGUUAUGCUCAGUGACUUCAGUUUUGUAACAGUGUGUCAUGUUGUCGUAUGUUUUGUCUUGAUGGAUGACCGACAAAGUAUUAGAAUGAUUUGUAUGUGGUACUUGGUAUGGUUAUAUGGUAUGUGCCACUAUAAAAUAUAUGAAAAUA